UCGUUACUCCCACCGACGCAGCCCCAAACAGUUUCUUUCGAAACUAUCAGCCUUUAUCCAAAAUUAUAACUGUUGCAUGCGUAGUUAGUUUUCCUGCGUUCCCUCUGCGUGGAAAGCUUGGUUACCAAGUUGUUGUUUGGCUGCUACUUGAAGAAAUACGUGGGUGUACGACUUCUCUUCUGAAAUUGGAAGGGCUGUUAACGGUGAAGAAGUCAAACUGUCUGUGAACUUGAGGCUACUUGGUUAAAAUUUCCUUGUUUUCUAACGAUGGAGUUACCUGAAAUAUAAUCCCGUGUUAGAGGACAAUAUAUUGGCAUCCACCGAACAUCACUUGUUUGAUGGACAUUGCAUCAGAUCCUUUAGUUAAAGAAAUAGUUUGGACGAGAUAAGAAAUGUUUUCGUUGUCUAUGUGAGUACUGAUAUUGUGUUUACACCAGCUAUGGUCAAUUUGAAAGGAAAAAUUCCUAAAGAAGAGUGUCUGCUAGGUGAAGCUCAGCUUGCAGAAAGUGUGAACAAAGACACUUGAGAUUUCACCCAUGGAAAUCAUUGACGGGCAACCAAUGUCUGAAGUAGACGGCCAAUCAGCUGAGGCACACUCUUCUGCCAUCAGUAUUGAAACAGAGUUUACUCAUGAGAAAGAUUUUAUUGUCUUUACACUGUCACUUGGUGCAAAACCAGAACAGGUGUCCGCUGCAAAUGAUUCAGAGAAUAAAGUUUGUUCUUCUAGUGUGAACAGUGGGAAUAGCGCUGCGGCUGAGGAAGGUUUUGAUGAAAUGAGAUGGUCAUGUUCAGAUGAUUUAAAAUCACAGCAAGGUUUUGCAGAGAAUACAUCUUGUCUUAGUGAAUGGGAAAAUGUUGAUACUAUGAACAAGUCGUCAGGAAAUUUGUUGGUGAAGAAGGAAGAGGAAAUACUACCUGAAGUAACGGCUUCUUUCAGAGAAGAUUUUUCACUUGAUUUACAAGCUCCUUCUUCAAGUUAUUCACCUGAAGAAUAUUCCAAUGAUUUGAGAUUAUCCUUGUCAUCUUCACCAACAAAUGAAGUGUCUAACAUUGAUGAUGUGUUAGCUUGUGUAGCAAGUGGAAAACAGCCUUUUCCUGAUAUUUAUCAAGCAACUGAUGAUAUUGAUAUGCAAGUUUUGAGAAGAGUAGUAUCCACACUGACUGAAACAUCAAUAGAAAGACACUGUAGUUAUCUUGGAGCUGACAAGGAAACUGGAGACACCUCAACAACAACUUCUAAAUUGUUAGCCUUAGCAGGCAAUGAGGAAGAUCGCAAGAAAAAUAAAAAAUACUCAGAGGAAGAUAUAUCAGAUAGAAUGUCUGCUAAUGAAGAAGACAAAACAAAUGAGGAGCCUGUGUCAGAUUCUGAACAUCUUGAUUUGAGCCAGAAUGGAGACUGUAGCUGGUUGGGAGAAACAGCUGGCAUUUCUAAGUCACUAACAAUAGACAAGGAAGGUUCAGAAUCUCUAUGUGAAGAUACUCUUGCUGUCUCGGUGGGUACGCAGAAAGAUGUCACUCUUGAAAAGAAGAAGGAGACUCCAUCUGGUUGUAGAAAUCUUGAUCAACCUAAUAAGAUCCAAAUCAUAGAAGUCAAGGACAACCCUUAUGAAACUCCCCUUCACUUGUGUCUGCACACAUUUUUGUGCGAAUCCUCCUGUCGUUUAAGACAUCAUGAACUGAUUCAGCUGUUGUGUGCUACACCUGACCAUCGAAGUGUUAAAGUACCCUCAGUGGAAAGUAAAUCAUUACUAAAUUUCAGAAACUAUCUGAAUGAUAAUUUGUGGCAUAUCCAUCGUGAUAUCCCAGAGCCAUCAUCAAAACUGCGUUUUCCAAUCGUUCACCUUGCCUGUCUUCUUGGUAAAUACAAGGCGUUAGAAGAACUGUCCAAAAUUGGUUUUGACCCUGUGAUCCAGACAUCAGAAACCAGAGAGACGCCUUUACAUAUGGUUAUGCGGUUAAUCCGUCAUUUUGAAGGAACUAUGCACAAUCUCUUUCUGUCUAAUGCUGUUGUAAACAUUUUUAAGACUUUGAGUCGCACAACCCCUGUAAAGGUCUUGUUGUCAAUGAAAGAUUGCAGAGGAAACACAGCUUUUCAUUCCUUAGCGGAAAUGAUGGGCCAGGGAAAGCUUCCCUUGCCGGCUGCAAUGCUUCUUGUUUAUGUGUUCAGAGUUUUCGUCCAUUUUCAGCUGAAAGAACUAAGUUCUUCAGAGGCUCGGUCGGCAUUGUGGACUUCUUUAAAGAAGAGAAACGACAGUGGGCAAUCUGUUGAGUCAUUACUCAUGAGAAGUCUGCAUGGCGCACCACUGUUGAAGUUCCUCCAACAUUUAUGUGAUACAAGGGAGUCAUCCCCCACUCUGCUGGAGGGCCAGGGGAGUGCAAAGGUAAAUGGUGGGCACAUACAGAAAGAAGGAUGCGUGGAAGCUGAGUCAGAUAAAAACUCGCCUGGACUUCUGAAAGAAAACCAAGGGUCACUUAUAUCUCCAAAGAGCAGCACAACCACUGACCCUACAAAACACUCGCACGCUCAUUUACUGAGCGGAACGGAACAUGAAAGUAUAGUGGACUUUAUUCUUUCGUCUCAGUGGGCAAUCAGCAACUCAGACAAAAGAACCAUUUUGGCUCAAUUCCGUGCGGAGUACGAUGCAAGACUCAAGUCGAUGGAGAAAAGGGUUUCAGACGUGAAGCAGCAGUUACCACAGACGCUACGACAACUUAAAUUAAAACGAAAGAAUUUGGAGAAAGAAGCUCGUAGAGCUAAAUCGAGAAUAACUUGGAGUACAGGAGCAAUGCGGAAAGCCAUUGACAAAAGGAAUAAACAGCGACGAGAGUGUAACAAGAUUAAUGCAACACUCAGUUUGGUCCAUGAACUCAAGAAAGCUAUUGAUGGGUAAAAUUACUUGUCCAUAGUCAUCUGGUUUAAGUUUUAAAACUUAGAAUCUACGUCCAAAUUUGUCACACCAGAACUCAAAACUUCCAGCCCUUUUCUAUCCUCGUCGAAAGACUUAACAGCUCUAAAACAUAUAAUAUCGUCCAAGAGAAGAUCUACGCAAGGAAAUAUGCUUUGAGAUGUAAAAUUUCAUUGUUUUAUACAAGAAGUAGAUAAUUUUUUGCGUGUUACGUAGCCGCUUUCUUUGCAGACCAAGCAUAAAGAAAUUUAAUUGUGUAAUCGCGAAAUUAUUGCAGUGGACGGGAAAGCCACAUUAGAUGUGUUGUUAAAAUCAACACGACAGAUGUGGGUGGUUCUCAGAUGGCAAGUGUUUUGAUAUUUCUUUUCAUGCCAAAUCGCAGUUACAUAGUUGGGAAACAGAAGAACGUUUCAUCGACUUUUAGUUUUAUAUCAACGUCCUGUUUUUCACUUGGAGUGUACAUAACCAAACUGACAAAUACUUCAUUGUUGUAAUCUAAUUUGCGUUAACUCUCCCACUGUCCUACGUAUCAUUGUUGUCGUCUUGUUAUUUUGUACGAACUUAACUACAGUAAUCGUCGGCACGUCCUUAUUUAAGAGUUGCUUGUAAACAGAGACAGGAUCAAUAAAUUUAUUAAAGAUAAAAACUAA
Stylophora pistillata is the source of this 3556-nucleotide messenger RNA. RefSeq lists its product as uncharacterized. Lineage: Eukaryota; Metazoa; Cnidaria; Anthozoa; Scleractinia; Pocilloporidae. The record is from RefSeq and is a predicted model, not a curated record.